This is a messenger RNA of Neurospora tetrasperma FGSC 2508, 1160 nucleotides long. RefSeq lists its product as uncharacterized. NCBI's taxonomy places the organism in Eukaryota, Fungi, Ascomycota, Sordariomycetes, Sordariales, Sordariaceae. Gene Ontology annotation, biological process: protein folding; microtubule-based process; tubulin complex assembly. Gene Ontology annotation, cellular component: prefoldin complex; cytoplasm. The transcript has 4 exons. The coding region runs from base 12 to 626 and encodes 204 amino acids. Gene Ontology annotation, molecular function: tubulin binding. The record is from RefSeq and is a predicted model, not a curated record.
CCAUACUCAAAAUGGCAACCAAAGGAAAAGAAGUAGAAACUGCGGGUCGUGAUGCCACGCCCGCGAACCCCCGAGGUAUCCCCCAAGCGCCCUUCGUCGACAAGGUCGAGGACUAUGUCACGUCUCGCGCGGACGUCGAGCCCACCCUGAGGCGGUUCCAAGAGUUGAUUGCCAAGUACCAGUUCAUGGAGCAGAACCUCCAGCGACGAGUGGUGGGGUUGAAGGAUAAGAUGCCGGAUAUCCAGAAGACAUUGGACACGGUGCGGUUCCUGCAGAUGAGAAAGGACGAAUCAGACCCAAUCGAAACCACAUUCGAGCUCAACGAGACUCUCUACGCCCAGGCCAAGAUCCCACCCACCGACGAGGUGUACAUCUGGCUCGGCGCCAACGUCAUGCUGUCGUAUCCCAUUGAGGAGGCCGAGCAGCUGCUUGACUCGAAGCUCAAGGCGGCGACGCAGAGCUUGCAGAACUGCGAGGAGGAUCUGGAUUUCUUGCGAGAGCAGAUUACGACGAUGGAAGUUGCGGUUGCGAGAGUGUACAACUGGGACGUUGUGCAGAAGAGGAAAGAGAAGGAGGAAGAGGAGAAGACAAAAGGAAAGAAGAGCGAGACGGCGUCGGACGGUUGAAGAGGAGAUUAGGUCAAUACAGAAAGCGAGGACAUAAUGCACCAUCACGAAAUGCCAUGGCAACGAACGACGGUUGAAGAAUGUCCGGAAUAGCGAGGCAGGCCGAGGCUGCUGGCCGCGAUCAUGUGAGACGAGGUUCACGACGGCUUGGUAAGUUGGACAUGAUUUGAAAACAACAAUUUAACGAACGACACCUCACAGAUAUUCUGCGUUGUAUUACGCUCAGUAACAUUUUGUUCACGAGAUAAAAGAACAAGGGCCACGCAAGCGGUUUGUCGUGUUGAAGAGACUGGAGUGGGACUGGCGAGAUGAGGUUCGCUCUGGCCUGGGUCAAGGCUACAACCGCGAGAGAUUAAAGAGGAUUUGAGUUUGGCGGCCUCCAACGACGACAGCCUCAUGAUCAAGGCACGAUGAUGACUUUUUAUAUUUCUCGCCCGGGUUCUUGGUUGUCAUGGAAGUUACUGUCUAUUACUUAGCUACACGAGAGAUCGCUGCUCUGGCUCAGUGUUUAGAUUGUCACGAUACCUGCCGCAA